UUCCGCUUCCGCCUGGCUGAGGGGGAAGAGGAGCGGCUGGGGUUGCUCGCGGAGGGCUCGGUCGAGGCGUCGCCAGGAAAAUGUCAGCUGCUGACGAAUUCUCGCUGGCGGAUGCUCUACCCGAUAACUCCACUGGCAAGAACGCCACCUUGGGCACCACGAAACCUGUCCAACAGCCUGGCCAGCCGCCACAAGCCUGGCCUGCUUCCAAUCCCUGGAGCAGCCCCCCAACUGCUCCACCCGCCGCCCCGUCCGGAUUACCUCCCAGCACGUCCGCCUCCACUGUGCCGUUUGGGCCGCCGCCAACCGGAAUGUAUCCUUCCCUGCCCCCUGGAGCUCCGACUCCUUUCCCCCCUCCUCCUCCUGGAUCCACUUGCCCCCCUCCUGGAGCUCCGUACCCACCCCCAGGGCCUGUCCCACCAGGACAGUAUCCUCCCCCCAACAUGCCCUUCCCAGAGCUUCCAAGGCCGUACGGAGGGCCAGCGGAGCCAGCAGCUCCCCCCGCUGCCGUGGGACCAUGGGGAUCCAUGCCUGCUGGAGGUUGGGGCCCCACGGUAGGGGGCCAGUAUCCCACUCCUAGUAUGCCAUAUCCACCCCCGGGGCCAUAUUCCACUCCUACCCAGACACCAGGGGCUGCACCCACAGUUCCAUGGGGAGCGGUCCCGCCAGGGCCGUGGGGGCCUUCGCCACCGGCCCCGUUCCCCCCACCCACUGGAUCCUACCCGGCUCCUGGACUGUACCCAACUCCACCCAACCCUUACCAAGUGCCACCUGCGCCUGCCGGGGCUCCGUCCAUGCCUGGUGGACCUCAUCCUUACCGCUGAGCUGGAGGUGGGCUAACGAAGUCUUCUCCGCCCGCACCCACUAUUUACGGACAUUUUAAAAGAAACAUUUGUUUGGUAACCUUUUUGGAGUCUCGAAGAACACGCUCACCUCCUGCCGUGGCCAUCGGAGGUGCGAAGGGGCACUCUGCGUCCGCCAAACUCUUCUGCUGGUGAAACAACCUUCUCAUCGGUCAAGGUGAACGGGGAUAAGCAAGCAAACUGCCCCAGCGCCGCUGUCCUUACUCAGCAAAGAAGCCCACCUUAGAGUUCCUUGGAAGCCGCUCGGUAAAUAAGGAGCAUUGUGGAAUUGAGCCCGGGUUUGUUUGUGUUUUUUGCUUCCCCCCCCCCUCCUGUCACCCUGACUGCUUUAUGUACUGAACUGUAUGGCGGUCACCAGACCUGACAGUCCGCCCUCCACGGCUGCGUUCAGCUUAUUCAAGUCAUUUCUAUGAAUCCAGCGUCUUUGGGAGGAGUUCCUGAAGAAGUGUGCUUGACACGCCGCAGUAAUUCAGCAAAUUAAAGAGAAGAAAAUAGAUGAAAUCACGGGAGGGGGAGGACACGCUUUGCAUCAUCCAGCUCCGUUUUUUACUAGUUGGGGUGGGAGGGGAAUUAUUAUGAAGAUGGAUUUGGGUGUUUGCUACCCGGUUGAGACAUACAGUAUAGUGCGAGGCAGACGGGGAGUCACAGAGGCGGUCAGAAUGUAUAAUUGAGAUGACCUCUCUCAACUGAGAUCAUGGUUUCCUUAAAGAUAAAUGGAUGUUUUUUUCUUCUGAAAUGGCCUGUUUUAAAUCUAGACUAACGUUCUCUGUGCUUUAAGCUUGACUGGUGAGCCCUGAAUUUUUAUUGCCUGUAAAUUGACGUUUGUAUUCAAAUGUAGAGGGGGUGAGGGUCCAGAAGCAUCCUUUCUUGCCGAGGAGCCCAGAACCUCACCAUAUUGCAGUCCUGUUGUGAAAAGUAGCCGUUGUCAUGUCAGAGUGCCACAAAAUGUGGAUUCUGUCUUCUUUUGACCUUGGUGAGUUCUGAACUUUGCAAAAUCUAAUCUGGCAUAAAUUGAGUGAGUAGAGAACACGAGGCUACCUUAUAUAGGAGGGGUCCCCAGCUCGGUGCCCGUGGGCGCCAUGGUUCCCACCAACACCUUUCCUGGCGGCCACUCAGUGUUUUUAGAAAGUGUGUAGGGCUACGGGGGCUUUUGCCCGGCAGGGCUUCUAAUUGGCCAUUGGAAAUCUGACGGGCUGUGCAGAUUUUUUAAAAAGCUGUUUUAGUAAGCGCUGCCACUACAGCUCAAGGAUCUUCAUUGCAUUGCUGUGUGCGGUUAUUUUAAAAGGCACCCUGGUAAACAGAGCUUCUCCCUGAAAUGUUGAAGAGUGACUGUUAGAGUUACGCAUAACCUCAAUCCUUGACAUGUUGUGGUUGGCGCCACCUGCUGCAGCAGCCCUUUUGUAGUUUCGCCCACCACCUGGUGUCCGAAUUCCAAAGGUGCCUGCAGGCUUGAAGGGGUUAGGGACUCUUUGUUAUACCAAACCAGACCUUUGGUCCAAGGUCAGCGUUGUCUUCACAGAUCGGUAGUGGCUCUCAGGGUCACAGGCUGAGGUCUUUCCCAUCACACACUGCCUGGUCCUUUUAAGCGGAGAGGCUGUGAAUUGAACUGGCAGCCUUUUGCAUGCCAAGCAGAGGUCCCGCUUCUGAGCCUCGGCCCCUUCCCCACCUAGAGAUCUCUCUGGGUUUGGCUUAUAGGGGAACCAUCAUUCUGUUGGAAUCUCCGGUCUGUUCUCAGGUGGCUUCAAUUUAACUGAGUCAAACAUGCAAGGCAAACCUUUGGGGGCCACUGCGGCACCCAACUGCUGCCUCGCCUGCAUGCCUUUUUUGCUCGCUUUCGAGUUCACUGGGAGGCUGAACUAAACACAUCCUUCGAUGGCAUUAAGAGCUAUACGUGUUCUCAGGAGAGGCGGCCUAGGUUAUUUUUCAGCCUUGCAAACGAGUCCACAGGUUAGUAGCCCAGUGCCAUGCGAACAGCCUGAAAAGUGAAGGGGGAAAACGAGAACAGAAUUGUUACUCUGUAAAGACACUUCAGUCUGGUUGCCUGGAGGAGAUUUGUAGUCGUCUGGGCAAGUGGCACCUUUAGGAAAUCCCUUUGCAGGGGGAAACCCCUGAGAAUAAACAUUCAUGUUUCUGGGAAUUAGUGGAUUAAUUUAAUUAGAAUGGCAGGGCCAGUAUGCCACAAACGUACCUUUCUUAGGAGCUGCAGAAGUUCUGGUUUGUAUAAAGCUUAGAAUGGCUCCAGGAAAUUACUCUUUAUAGUGGGACAGGGGAGGGAGAAUAAGCAUCCAGUGAACAAAGGACCUUUGGGCUUUGUUGGUUUUUGUGUAGGUUUUAAACAUGCUGUUGUGUGUCUGUUGCAUGCCGUUUGCACGUCUCCUGUCACAGUUGGGCCUCUCUUGUGGGGGGAGUAUUGCAUUUCCCCAGCAUUUUAAAAAACACAUUUUCAGGGGACCUGAGAAAUUGCCGUUCUUCCUGCCAGUUGCAGUCAUGCUAGCCAUGAAUGUGUUGAGGGGUGGUGUCUUGCAGGUGUCACAGAGAACACAACUCUUCUCUCUGAUCCCCCUCCCUCUAUACAAGAGGAGGUGCAAGACGAAUCUCUGGCUCCUGCUGUCUCUAAACCGUAUGGUUUAGUUUUCAGAUCAAAUUCCUUGGAAGCUGUGCUCUUCUUCCUCUGCUGGGAGACCAUGCAUAGGUCUACUGCCUGUUACCCCUUAUGUGGAAGCUAAAGUGUAAGACCAUAAGAACGGCACUGCUGGAUCAGAACAAAGGUCCGUGUAGCCCAGCAUCCUGUUUCUUGCAGUAGCUAGUCAGAUGACACAGAGAAGCCACCGACUCGGCCUACUUGCAACAGCCCUCCCAAUGCUGACAGCCCCUCAGCCUCUGCCAAGUGGGUGUUCUGCCUCUGUGCCUGGAAGCCCCCAUCCAGCCUUGACUAAUAGCCAGUGGCAGACCUCUCCUCCAUAAAGCUCCGCAACUCCCUGUUAAACCCAUGUAAGCUAAUGGCCAUCACUGCAUCUUGAGGCAGUGAGUACCACAAGUCAACUGCCCAUCGUGUGAACGAGCAGACAAUAAAAAGGGUCUGGUUGGAAUCAGCUGGCCAUCAGGUUCGUAGCGUGGCCCAGAGUUCUGGCUCUGGGGGAGAAGGAGAAAACAUCCUAUCCACUUCCACUGUGCCGGGCAUCGUUUUAUAAACACCAGUACCUUGUCCCUGCUCAGUUGCCAUUUUUUCCCUAAGCUAAAAAGCCCAAGACGUUUUAGCCUUGCCUUCGUAGAGCUCAAACCCCGGGAUAGUUUCACUUGCCCUUUUUUGCAUUUCCUCCAGCUCUUCAUUGUCCUUUUUGAGCUGUGGGGGCCAGAACUGCACGCAGUUACGUAGUCUAUAAUAGGAAAUACUUUUGUCAUGCGUUGACUGUAGAAAGGCCCUAAGAAUCACUCCAGGAUAAAUCCAAGCCACUUGGGCACGUAUUUGUCUAGUUGGUCCCAUUAGAUUGUUAGGCGGGCAGGAGGGGUAAGAGAGGGAGAGAGAAUGUAAAAGGAUGCAUCUUUUUCAGCUAACUUGGGCUGAUGUCAGUCUGUGCAAGCUUUUGAGAUUCAUGAUGCUUUCGUGGGGCAGAAGAGUUCUGUUAAAUCUGAAGUGUGGUAUACUCUAAGUCGGCCUAGUAGGAUACCCUUGUUAACUCUCUUUGUGUCUCCUAGUUAUAAAAAAUACUGCUUUUGUGGGUUCUAAAGAACACCGUACAUUUUGAGAAGGCUGCAGCGGAGUUCCUGCAGAAUCUCAUGGAAGAGGCCUGUCUUUUUAAAUGACAGUUGGCAGGCGUCCACAGCAUCAUCCGUGGACAGGCUGCCACAGAGGUGCUGGAAGUGGCAGGAAUAUUGGAAGCUUAAGGCGCUGCUGGCUGUUUGCUCACCAGCUCAUUCAAUAAGAGGCAAAACCAUCCUAAGCCCCAGAGGAGCUGCGUGGAGGCUGUAGCAUGCGCUAGGUGGCAUUCUUUGGGCCUCAGGCAUGGCAGACUUAGGGAAGCCACUGCUUUGUAUGUUGCAAAUAAGAUAUUUCACCAAGAGGUUUUAAUGCAGGGCUGCACGGACUCGGCAGUGCUGUGCCAAGAAAAGCCAGGGGUUUUUUUUACCUGUAUUUUUUCUAUUUUGGCAUAAAUCUGGAGUGGCUUGCCGUAAGCGUAGGCAGGCAGCUUUGAAGCCUCCCCGGCUCUUGCCGCUGCAAAUCUUGUCCCCCUGCCUCAGCGUCUGAAAAUUCUAGAGGUCUUGCAUGUGUGCUUAUUCUUUAAAACGGGUGAGAUUUCCAAGCCGGAUCUCGCACCCUGUACUUAGUCCUGAACCUUUUCUCUCAUGGAAUUGCUGCACACCCAACAUCUUGUCUACAGAGGCCUUUGUCCGUUAAGUGACUUGGGUCACACCUUUCGGAUACAGGAAACCCCCAGCAGGUUAACUGAGAACAGUCAUUUCCAUUUCUGUUCUGGCUGUCCAUUAAAGAUAACAGGAAGGACUACAGCUAGUUGAAAUAUAUAUUUAAUGUGCUUGGCGCUUCUUGGAAACUCUAUCCAAAAACACUUCAGAUAUGGAGCAGAUUUGUCAUUGGAAAACUGGGCUAAAAGGUCAGCUUUGGUACUGUUGUAUAUUGCCCCCUUGACAUCACGAGAACAACUUAAAUUUCCUUCCCCUUCCAACCUGGCCCUUUAGAGGCAAAAGGCUCCCGCCAUCUUUUUAAAAAAAGCGAGUUGUUGUUUAAUGCUGUGUAGUAAAACUCUUUGAACCUUCCGUCCUGCGGUGUGAGCAACUUUGGGCUCAGUGUUUGUUAUGCAAUGGACUGUGUGUUGUUCCUUGUGAGUAUAAAACUGCUGAGAAGUCGGGGGUUAUUUUUUGACUUGUGCUUCUGAGAUGGACAUUAGCUGCCUUUGUUUACAACAUGGAAAUUAAGCAAUCACACUUCUGAAGUAUAGACCGUGGGUGGUAUCUUGCUGCUCCGUGAACGGCGCUGCCUUCCUCCCCUUUGUGGAAGAUCCUCCUGCGCCGGAGGCAGGCGCCUUGCCCUGGAGGAAGGCGGCGCCAGAAACGGCACAGAGUGGCCGGAUGCGACUCCAUAUCACCUGCUGCUCUGAUUUUUUUUUUUGUUUCUUUUUAGAUGACAAAAUAUUUGCCGUAUGAUGGUAGUGAAGAGGCUUUAAAUACAGGAUUUGAUAUUUUUUUGAAAAUGCUGUCACUUUUUGUAUACAAUUAGACAUUAAACGUAUUUUCAAGAUGA
Molecule: messenger RNA, 6120 nt
Organism: Eublepharis macularius
Lineage: Eukaryota; Metazoa; Chordata; Lepidosauria; Squamata; Eublepharidae
Gene: MAPK1IP1L
Product: mitogen-activated protein kinase 1 interacting protein 1 like
Exons: 4
Coding region: 81-824 (247 amino acids)
Source: RefSeq, a predicted model, not a curated record